CUGUUACCUCUCUCUCUCUGAGAUUCUCCUCCUUUUUAUAUUCCUCUUAAUAAGCUUCCAAUAUCAGGAUCUAACCGUUUCUGGUUGUUCCAAAACCUCCAUAGUUUUAGCUUAUAUUUGUCAAUGUUGCGUAUGUUUGUAUCCGCAUAUGUAGGACGAUGAUGUGUUGUGAACAGAAAGCAUAGCAGAGAGAGAGAGAGAGUAACAUGGGGUGUGCUACAUCUGCUUAUGCUGUUGUGGGAAGGAAGAACAACAAGAGGAUCAUUGAAGAAUCCGUAGUGUUUGUUCUGCAGCUCCGCGUUCCUGUUCAGACUGAUCUUCAUCGCCAGCUCAAAGGCGUUGCUCCCAAGACAACCAUCGAUCGAUUGACAUGUCUAAGGAAUCAGAUUCAGUUAGUAGCUGAGGACACAGGCGGUUCUGCCAUCUCUGAGCUGCGUACAGCUUUGGAGGAGUACUUGUCUCUUCUGACCGGUCUUAUCAAGAAAAAGGAUGAUGGAAUGGAGGGACGCGUGGAGUUCAAAUGGAGAACCCUUGGAGAUAGUCGACGAGCAGAGAUAUGUUUCACAAACCUCUGGAUGGAGAUGUUGACAGUGAUCCACAUGAUGGCUGCUUUGGCAUUGACUGAAGCUAACUCCCUCAUGAUUCCAAAGGAUUGCUCUGAUUCUGGCGAUGGUGUCCGCGUGGUCUCCACUGAUUGCAGGAGAGAUGCGGUUGACUUGCUGCUCAAGGCGUCUGGAUACUUGGAGUUCUGCAUCCGAGAGAUUCUGACUCGUUUUCCUCCUGAGAUAAAAAAUAAAUUGCCAGAUGAUAUGAAGGAUAGUGUGAUACAAACUCUCUCUAUCCAAGCACUUGGCCAGGGAACUGAGAUUCAACUUGGAUUGGCAGUUGAUAGCCAGAAAGCAACGCUGUCUGUGAAGAGGAGACUUGCCUGUGAGCAAGUGAUAUAUUUCUCUCAGGCAUAUCACUGCUUGUCUGGUUGUGAAGAAGUCAGCCAUGGAUGCGCCAAAAAGCUUCUCCGGUUCAUCUACUGGAAGUUUUUGGAAGCAAAGGCUGCGGCAUACUACUACCAUGGACUGGUAACAGACAAGGGAAGUGAGCCGGCUUGCCACGUAAUGGCGGUGUGUUGUUUCCUUGCAGCUGCAGAGAUCCUAGGAGAAAGCAAGAAGGCUUGUUUUAGCUUCUGUUUGGCUCAUCCUGUCACCAGGGCUCCUCCUAUGUGGGGUGUUAUGAAGCAUUUGAGCCAGAAGAUUCCAGAAGUUGCUUUUAGGAAAUCUCAAACGUAUGGAUACUUGCUUGAAGAAGAAGAGAAGGCAAUGCAGUGUUUGCCAGACCUCCCAGACUUUCAAUUGUCACUGAGACCAGACGAGUUUGAACUGCCUGAAGCCGACUCCUCUGCAGGAAACCAAACCCAUUUGCUUAGUGAACAUCUUGACAACUCUGAUGAGAAUCAUGAUGAUGAUUGAUGAUGAACUUGAUCAUCGACAUCGUUAAGCAGCAGUUGUCUUACACAUUUUCUUUGGGUAUUUUUACC
Thlaspi arvense is the source of this 1531-nucleotide messenger RNA. NCBI's taxonomy places the organism in Eukaryota, Viridiplantae, Streptophyta, Magnoliopsida, Brassicales, Brassicaceae. The record is from the annotation of a GenBank genome assembly.